Molecule: messenger RNA, 960 nt
Organism: Trichoderma virens Gv29-8
Lineage: Eukaryota; Fungi; Ascomycota; Sordariomycetes; Hypocreales; Hypocreaceae
Exons: 3
Coding region: 1-960 (319 amino acids)
Source: RefSeq, a predicted model, not a curated record
AUGGAGCCGGGCAUUCACGAAAUUGAUCCAAAUGGGGAUACUCUUCUCACCCUACGCUAUCCCAACGCACCAUUUGCAAUCCGAGAGAACAAGCAAGAAAUACGAAUACGACUCUCGUCAAAACAUCUUACAUUAGCGUCUGCGUACUUUGAAAAAAUGAUGGCCAACGACUGGAGGGAGACCAACCCUGAGGAUGGCUAUUCUUAUGUUGUAACUGCUGAUGGAUGGGAUCAGAAAGCGUUACUUAUCCUAAUGAAUAUAAUCCAUGGCCAGACGACAAAGGUACCCCGAACAAUCAGUCUUGAGAUGCUUACCAAAAUGUCUGUUCUUGUCGAUUACUACAAAUGCCACGAGGCGGUAGAAUUCUUCGCGAAAACGUGGAUUAGUAAUCUGACAGAACCAGUUCCUUCUUCUUAUGGAAGAAAUCUCUUGCUUAGGCUCUGUGUAUCGUGGGUAUUCUCAGAAGCCGACACUUUCCAGUCGUUGACAAAGACCGUCGUAUAUGAGAGCAGAGGUCCCAUUCAUUCGCUAGAUUUGCCAAUACCGGGGGACGUUAUUGACGCUCUUGAGAUGAGGAGGCAGAAUCUUGUCUCUGAAGUUAUUUCCGGCCUACAUGACCUGAAAUCCCAGUUCUCUAAGGAUGAAGGGACUUGUUCCUUUGAAUGUUCUUCGAUUCUACUGGGUGCUCUUAUCAAGGGCAUGAAUGCAGCUUGUAUUCUUGACCCGCUACCAAAAUCAGGAUUUGAAGGCUAUAGUUUCAAGGCACUGGAACAAGCUGUUAUCAAUAUCCAGGAGCCAAACUACAGUUCUAUACCUAACUCCUACAGCCUUUGCAAAAGACCCACGUAUUCAGCCCUGCGUCGCAGAUGCACACUUCUGGAGAAAACCAGGCCAAUCAUCGAUACAAAAGUUGAGACAAUGUGUGGGCUAGAAUUGAUAGCCUUCACCAAUCAAGGCUAA